UUGGGAACGUAUUUGGCAUUCACUUGGGUGCCCGGGAAUUUGCAAAGCAGAGAGGAAUAAAAUACUCAAGUAACUUAGGUUAGCUCUCUCGAACUCUGCAAAAUGUCCAGCAAAAAGACCAAAAAGACUACCAAGAAGAGGGCCCAGAGGGCAACUUCCAAUGUGUUUGCCAUGUUCGACCAAGCACAAAUCCAAGAAUUUAAAGAGGCAUUCAACAUGAUCGACCAGAACCGAGAUGGCUUCAUUGACUUUGAAGACUUGAAAGAUAUGUAUGCAUCUCUUGGGAAGUUUGUUAGCGAUGAGUUUAUUCAGGAAAUGGUGAACGAAGCAUCUGGAAGCACGAUCAACUUUACGAUGUUUUUGACGCUGUUUGGCGAGAAGCUCAACGGGACAGAUCCCGAGGAUGUCAUCAGGAAUGCUUUUGCUUGUUUUGAUGAAGAAGGCGAUGGUGUUAUCCACGAAGACAAGUUGUGCGAUAUGUUGACUCAAGUUGGAGAUCGAUUUAGUGAAGAUGAAAUCGAUGAGAUGUUACAAGACUGCCCGGUCGACAAAAAAGGCAACAUCGAUUACAUCACCUACACACAAAUCCUGAAACGAGGCAAGAAAGACGAAGAAGAGGACACUGUAAAACCUUGAAUUAAUUUAAAAUGCUCUUUUAGGAUCUUCCUUAGGCCACGACUGUAAACCUAUCUACUUAUAAGAUCAAUAUUUUUGCUUGCAAUAGAUUAUUUUUGGCAUUAUAUAGUUAUAUUUUCAUUUUGUAUAUUUUUUCUGUACCCAAUAUUUUUCUAAUCAUUCCUACUCCAAGUCCUUCCUUUAGAAAAAUGAAUUUAUCAACCAUUGUAAAGAAUUUGGUAAUAAAAGCUCCAACCUUCAGGCAAUAAUUAUUUAUUGUAUUUGACAAUUUAUUCAGGAGAAUUAAUUUUGUACAUGAAGUGGCAAAAUGCUGUACAGAUAGAAUCCGUACAUUUGCUUUGUGAUUUGAACUCUGGUGGUAGUUGCAUUCAACUAGAAUAAARUAUUGAGUGGAA
Actinia tenebrosa (Australian red waratah sea anemone) is the source of this 1031-nucleotide messenger RNA. RefSeq names its product myosin regulatory light polypeptide 9-like. Gene Ontology annotation, molecular function: calcium ion binding. The record is from RefSeq and is a predicted model, not a curated record. Lineage: Eukaryota; Metazoa; Cnidaria; Anthozoa; Actiniaria; Actiniidae.